ACCACCCAUUCCAGCCAAAAUAUCAGCUUUUAUAUUACCAAAAAUCUGUUGGUCCGAGAGAAAGAAGGUCGGUUCCCUUUAACCAAGAUCUUGAGUUCACGAUUAAAUGGAGAAACAAGUGCUAGAAGAGCUUCCUUUUAUGGGGUCCAACGCGGCUCAAUUUCAGAUUAGUCGAAACCCAAUGUGGUUAUUGGAUACUGGGAGAGCCACAACAGCACUUCUGAAUCUUUCAACAGUGCCUUCUUCCCAGAGCCAACAACCUACCUCCAAAAAGAGAGCGGGCACCAAGCAAUGUGCCUUUGAUGCCCUGGCUGGAGGUGGUGGUGUAGCACUUGCUGAAGGGCUUCUUGGAAUAGGGCCUAGUCCAAACACCUUCAAUUAUGCCGAGUUGAGAGCUGCAACAGAUAACUUCAGUCCCUCAAAUAAGUUAGGAGAAGGGGGAUUUGGUCCAGUAUACAAGGGUAAACUUUCUGAUGGGCGUGUAGUAGCUGUGAAGCGGCUUUUAGUAGCAUCUCACCAAGGGAAGAGUCAAUUUGUUACUGAGGUUGCUACCAUAUCAGUGGUGCAACGUCGCAACCUUGUUCAACUGUACGGAUGCUGCAUCGAAGGAGACAGACGCCUCCUUGUUUAUGAGUAUCUUGAGAACAAAAGCCUUGACCAAGCACUCUUUGAGUAUGCAAUGCGUGGCCACCUCACUAAGAAGGCAGAUGUUUUUGGCUUUGGUGUUGUUGCUUUGGAAAUCACUAUGUAUGAAAACAACCAAUGUCUUGGUCUGGUGGAUCCAACCCUAGUUGAGUUCGAUGACAAUGAAGCUUUAAGAAUGAUAAGAGUGGGACUCCUGUGCACGCAAGCAUCACCAACGAUGCGACCACCCAUGUCAAGGGUUAUAGCUAUGCUUGUUGGGGAUAUCGAAGUGAGCCCUGUUACAUCAAAACCAAGUUAUUUAAUUGACUGGGAUUUUGAGGACAUAACAGCCAGCAUCAAGGCUGAAAACACACCAUCAACUAGAGCACAAUAUCGAAAGGUUAAUACCAAAAAAUUAGCUUCUAUAUUUGCAACCGACUCCAAGUCAAUCUUAAUAGUCGAAAUAGCACCCCAUGACUCCAAUCCACAAAGCCACAACAGCACUUCUGAAUCUUUCAACAGUGCCUUCUUCCCAGAUCAACAACCUACCUCCAAAAAGAGAGCGAGCACCAAACAAUGUGCCUCUGAUGCUCUUGCUGGAGGUGGUGGUGUAGCACUUGCUGAAGGUGGACUGGUGGAGCUGUGGCUUCCAAGUUCUGUAGCACUAUAUGGAGCUAAGGGCUGAAGAGAGGAAGCUCAAUGAUUGCCUCUUACGGAUUUUUGAGUUGUGUACAAUGUUUUAAGAACGGACCGGUACUUAACCCAUUCUGGGUAUUGGGUUUGGUUUAAUUGGUUAAAUCAAUUCAACCAAUUAAU
Molecule: messenger RNA, 1440 nt
Organism: Rubroshorea leprosula
Lineage: Eukaryota; Viridiplantae; Streptophyta; Magnoliopsida; Malvales; Dipterocarpaceae
Source: the annotation of a GenBank genome assembly